Parastagonospora nodorum SN15 is the source of this 6240-nucleotide messenger RNA. RefSeq lists its product as hypothetical. The record is from RefSeq and is a predicted model, not a curated record. Gene Ontology annotation, cellular component: fatty acid synthase complex. The coding region runs from base 1 to 6240 and encodes 2079 amino acids. Gene Ontology annotation, biological process: long-chain fatty acid biosynthetic process. The transcript has 3 exons. Lineage: Eukaryota; Fungi; Ascomycota; Dothideomycetes; Pleosporales; Phaeosphaeriaceae. Gene Ontology annotation, molecular function: [acyl-carrier-protein] S-malonyltransferase activity; enoyl-[acyl-carrier-protein] reductase (NADH) activity; fatty acid synthase activity.
AUGUCCGACUUGAAGCCUCUCACCAUGUUCGGCUCCGGGCAGCAGACAGGCCUCUCCACGCCUCGCUCUGCCGCGAACUUGCGCCCCCUCAUCCUCACCCACGGCUCGCUCGAAUAUACGCUCCUCAUCCCGACCGCCCUCCAUUUCAACGCCCAGCAGCUGAAGGACACUUUCAAGCUCACCCUUCCCGAGCCCACAGACGAACUCGCCCAGGAUGACGAGCCCUCAUCGAUACCCGAACUGGUGGCGCGGUUCAUGGGCUUUGUAGCCCGAGAAGUAGAGGAGGGCGAAGACCCCGAAUCAUUCGAGGAAGUGCUCAAACUCAUCAUCACCGAGUUUGAGCGCGCCUUCCUCCGCGGCAAUGAGGUGCACGCCCUGGCUGCAUCUCUGCCUGGCAUCACCGAGAAGAAGCUCGUCACAGUCCGGUCGUACUACGCGGCACGUUCGGCAGUAGAGCGGCCGCUCAAGAUGCACGAUUCAGCUCUGUGGCGCGAAGCCGACGACGGCAACGCUGUCAUCUAUGCUGUGCUGGGUGGCCAGGGCAACAUCGAGGAGUACUUUGAUGAACUCCGCGAAAUCUACAACACCUACACCCCGUUCGUCGAGGACUUCAUCGCGGCCGAAGCACAGCAUCUCCUGCAAUUGUCUCGAGACCCGCGGGCUGAGAAGCUCUACUCCAAGGGUCUCGAUGUCAUGCGAUGGCUCAACAACCGCGAGUCGCAGCCCGACACUGAAUACCUUGUCUCAGCGCCAGUCAGUUUGCCCUUGAUUGGGUUGACUCAGCUUGCGCAUUUCAUUGUCACUACGAGGGUGCUCGGAGGACAUCCAGGGAACGUUCGCAAGCGCUUCGCUGGUGUUACAGGACAUUCCCAGGGUGUAGUCACAGCUGCGGCCAUUGCCCAAGCCAAGAACUGGGCGACUUUUCAAGAAUCCUCAAAGAAGGCCAUUGAAAUUUUGUUCUGGAUCGGUACUCGCAGCCAGCAGGCUUUCCCACGCACAUCGCUUGCGCCGUCAGUUCUGCAGGACUCGAUGGACAACGGUGAAGGCACCCCAACGCCCAUGCUUUCCAUCCGUGACCUCUCAAGGAAAGCAGUGCAAGACCAUAUUGAUGCGACCAACGCGCAUUUGCCACAAGACAGGCACAUUGCCAUCUCCCUCGUGAACAGCGCCCGCAACUUCGUCGUGACUGGACCUCCCAUCUCGCUCUACGGUCUCAACCUCCGUCUGCGAAAGAACAAGGCUCCCACUGGUCUCGACCAGACCAGAAUCCCCUUCACUGAGCGCAAGGUCCGCUUCGUCAACCGUUUCCUGCCCAUCACUGCCCCCUUCCAUAGCCAAUACUUGACCGAGGCGGCGAAGCAGCUAGAAGACGACCUGAAGGACAUCAAGAUUCCUGCAAGCGAUCUGGGCAUUCCGAUGUACGACACCCACACGGGCAAGGACAUCCGAGAUGACGGCUCCGACAACAUUGUGCCCCGCCUUGUGCGCAUGAUUACUUCGGACUCAGUCGAGUGGGAGAAGGCGACAGUCUUUCCCAAAGCGACGCACAUUCUAGAUUUCGGCCCUGGUGGCAUUUCUGGCCUAGGUGUUCUGACCAACCGUAACAAGGAUGGAACGGGAGUUCGCGUCAUCCUUGCGGGAGCCAUCGACGGCCAAAAUCCUGAAGUUGGCUACAAGCCCGAGAUCUUCGACCGGGAUUCUGAGCAUGCGGUCAAGUAUGCAGUUGACUGGGUCAAGGAUCACGGUCCACGUCUUGUUAAGACGUCCACUGGUCAGACUUAUGUCGACACCAAGAUGAGCAGGAUGCUGGGUCUGCCACCAGUCAUGGUCGCUGGUAUGACACCAUGCACGGUGCCAUGGGACUUUGUUGCUGCCACCAUGAACGCUGGCUACGAGAUCGAACUUGCUGGCGGUGGUUAUUAUAACGAGAAGACCAUGACCGCUGCGAUCACCAAGAUCGAGAAGGCCAUCCCUGCUGGACGCGGUAUCACCGUCAACUUGAUCUACGUCAACCCUCGUGCCAUGGCAUGGCAGAUCCCCCUUCUGGCAAAGCUUCGUGCCGAAGGCGUGCCCAUCGAAGGCCUCACCAUCGGUGCUGGUGUUCCAUCUAUUGAGGUUGCGAACGAGUACAUUGAGACUCUCGGCAUCAAGCACAUUGCUUUCAAGCCUGGUUCGGUCGAGGCCAUUCAGGCGACCAUCAACAUUGCAAAGGCAAACCCGCAUUUCCCCGUCUUGCUUCAGUGGACCGGUGGUCGUGGUGGAGGUCAUCACUCGUUCGAGGAUUUCCACCAGCCUAUCCUGCAGAUGUACAGCCGUCUCCGCAAGUGCGACAACCUGAUUUUGGUCGCCGGCUCUGGUUUCGGUGGCUCAGAGGACACCUACCCAUACCUCACUGGUGCCUGGUCAACUCGCUUCGGCUACCCUCCCAUGCCAUAUGACGGUUGCCUCUUUGGUAGCCGUGUCAUGACCUCCAAGGAAUGCCACACCUCGAAGAUGGCCAAACAGGCCAUCGUCGAAGCGCCCGGUCUUGAUGACAGUGACUGGGAGAAGACAUACAAGGGCCCUGCUGGAGGUGUCAUUACCGUGCGCUCCGAGAUGGGCGAGCCAAUUCACAAGCUUGCCACCCGCGGUGUUAUCUUCUGGCACGAAAUGGACCAGAAGAUCUUCAGCUUGAAGAAGGAGAAACGCAUUCCUGAGCUCAAGAAGAUGCGCGAGUACAUCAUCGACAAGUUGAACAAGGACUUCCAAAAGGUCUGGUUCGGCAGGAACAAGAAGGGCGAAUCUGUCGACCUCGAGGAUAUGACCUACACUGAGGUCGUACAGCGUAUGGUCGAUCUCAUGUAUGUCAAGCACCAAACUCGCUGGAUCGACCAAAGCUUGAAGAGGUUGACUGGCGACUUCAUCCGCCGUCUUGAGGAACGCUUCAGCAAGUCGAGCAAUGAGUCUCUCAUCCAGAGCUACGAAGAGCUCAACGACCCAUACCCAACCAUCCAGAAAGUCUUCGAAGCCUACCCAGAGGCUGACCACCAGUUGAUCAACGCUCAGGAUGUCCAGCAUUUCCUCUUGCUGUGCCAGCGCCGUGGACAAAAGCCUGUGCCUUUUGUCCCCGUUCUUGACGACACCUUUGAGUUCUUUUUCAAGAAGGAUUCACUUUGGCAGUCGGAGGACUUGGACGCCGUCGUUGACCAGGACGUCGGCAGGACAUGCAUCCUGCAAGGGCCGAUGGCUGUCAAGUACUCUACCAAGGUCGAUGAGCCGAUCAAGGAGAUCCUCGACGGCGUGCACCAGGGCCACAUCCAAAACCUCCUGCGCGAUGUGUACGGAGGGGAUGAGUCCCAGGUGCCGGUCAUUGAAUACUUUGGUAGCAACCUCCUGGGCAUAUCAGAAGGCGUAGAAGUCGACGGCCUUACCGUUUCGCAGCUCGAAACCAAGACCAUCUACCGCCUGUCAGCUGCGCCCAAUGUCACCAUGCCAGAGGCUCACGCAUGGCUCCAGCUGCUGGCUGGAUCCACAUACUCGUGGAGGCACGCAUUCUUCACCACCGAUAUUUUUGUGCAAGGUCAACGCUUCCAGUCCAACCCCACCGCAAGAAUCUUCGCACCCACACCAGGCAUGCUUGUAGAGAUCAACAACCCCAACGAGCCGGCGAAGACUACCAUUCUCUUGAAGGAACUUCACUCCAACGGCAAACUGAUCAAGACGGUCGAGGUCAGCUUGACGGGCGACAGUGAGAUUCUGCUCAACAUGUACGAGGAGCGCACUGCUCUGAAGCAGCCCAUUGCCCUGCCGUUCCGCUUCACCUACCGUCCAGACAUUGGGUAUGCUCCCAUCCACGAGGUUAUGGAGUCCCGAAACGACCGCAUCAAGGACUUCUACUUCAAGAUCUGGUUCGGUGACGAGGCAUGCCCAUAUGAUGCAGACGUGGCCUCUCGUUUCGAUGGUGGUCGCGCUACUGUCACAAGUGAGGCCAUCAACGACUUUGUUCAUGCCGUCGGCAACACAGGCGAAGCGUUUGUCGACCGUCCUGGCAAGGAGGUCUUCGCCCCCAUGGACUUUGCCAUUGUUGUUGGAUGGAAGGCCAUCACCAAGCCCAUCUUCCCUCGCGCGAUUGACGGUGAUCUGCUGAAGCUUGUUCAUCUCUCCAACGGCUUCCGCAUGCUCCCCGGUGCCGAGCCGCUCAAGAAGGGUGACGUGGUCGACACCACCGCUCAGAUCAACGCUGUCAUCAACCAAGAAUCCGGCAAGAUGGUCGAGGUCUGCGGUACCAUUACCCGUAAGGGAGAGCCUGUGAUGGAGGUUACCAGCCAGUUCCUGUACCGUGGCGCAUACGAUGACUUUGAGAACACCUUCCAGAGGAAGAACGAGAAGAUGAUGCAGCUUCACCUUGCCACCAGCAAGGAUGUCGCGAUCCUGCGAUCAAAGGAGUGGUUCAACUUCGAGGAGCCAGACAUUGAUCUACUGAACAAGACCUUGAUGUUCAAGUUGGAGACAUUCUUACGAUACAAGAACAAGACGGCCUUCUCACAGAUUGAGACCAUCGGCGAGGUUCUCCUUGAGCUACCGACCAAGGAAAUCAUCACUAUUGCUUCCGUCAACUACCAGUCAGGUACUGCCUUCGGAAACCCCGUCAUGGACUACUUGCAGCGCAACGGUGCGGCCAUUGACCAGGCCGUGCUGUUCGAGAACCCAAUUCCGCUGCACGGCAAGACUCCUUUGAGCCUGAAAGCCCCUGCGUCGAACGAAAACUACGCUCGCGUGUCUGGUGAUUACAAUCCUAUUCACGUGUCUCGCGUCUUCGCAAGCUAUGCCAACCUCCCUGGUACCAUCACCCACGGCAUGUACUCCAGUGCUGCCGUCCGCAGUUUGGUUGAGACAUGGGCUGCCGAGAAACAACAUCGGCCGCAUGAUAUGCUCGAUGUCAAGCUCCAGCACACUGGUAUGGUUUCUGGUCGCAAGAUCAUCAAGAUUGAAGUCAGCAACAAGGAGACAGAAGACAAGGUCCUUCUCGGUGAGGCCGAGGUUGAGCAGCCUACCACCUCUUAUGUAUUCACCGGACAAGGAUCGCAGGAGCAAGGCAUGGGUAUGAACUUGUACGACAGCAGUCCUGUCGCACAGGAGGUCUGGGAUCGUGCCGACAAGCACUUCAUGGACAACUAUGGCUUCGCCAUCACCAACAUUGUGAGGAACAACCCGAAGGAGCUUACCAUUCACUUUGGUGGACCCGUCGGAAAGGCCAUUCGCCAGAAUUACAUGUCCAUGACCUUCGAGACAGUAGCUGCCGAUGGUACCAUCAAGUCGGAGAAGAUCUUUAAGGAGAUUGACGAGAACACUACCUCGUACACUUACCGGUCGCCAACUGGUCUCCUGUCAGCCACGCAGUUUACACAGCCUGCUCUCACCCUAAUGGAGAAGGCGUCGUUUGAAGACAUGCGCGCCAAGGGUCUCGUCCAACGUGACAGCACCUUUGCAGGCCACUCUCUCGGAGAGUAUUCUGCCCUUGCUGCGCUGGCUGAAGUAAUGCCGAUUGAAAGUUUGGUGUCGGUUGUGUUCUACCGUGGUCUCACUAUGCAAGUCGCAGUCGAGCGCGACGAGGCUGGACGAUCCAACUACUCCAUGUGCGCUGUCAACCCGAGCCGUAUCUCGAAGACUUUCAAUGAACAGGCGCUACAGUAUGUCGUCGAGAACAUUGCCGAGCAGACGGGAUGGCUCUUGGAGAUUGUCAACUACAACAUUGCCAACAUGCAGUACGUUGCUGCUGGUGACCUCCGCGCGCUUGACUGCCUGACCAACGUCACCAACUACCUCAAGCAGCAGAAGAUCGACAUCCAAGAGCUCAUGCAGAGCAUGUCGCUUGAGGACGUGAAAGCGCAUCUUGUUGAGAUCAUCAAGGGCUGCGCAGAGCAGACUGAGGCCAAGCCCAAGCCUAUCGACCUCCAGCGUGGAUUUGCCACAAUCCCCCUGAAGGGCAUCGACGUGCCAUUCCACAGCACUUUCUUGCGAUCUGGCGUCAAGCCCUUCCGAAGCUUCUUGCUGAAGAAGAUCCACAAGACAUCCAUCGAUCCCUCAAAGCUGGUCGGAAAGUACAUUCCGAACGUCACGGCCAAGCCAUUUGCGCUCACUAAGGAGUACUUUGAGGAUGUGUACAGGCUGACGAACUCGCCCAAGAUUGGCAACAUUUUGGCGAACUGGGAAAAGUACGAAGAAAAGGAGGAGAAGACGGAGACCGAAGUCGCAGCUUAG